This is a messenger RNA of Oryzias melastigma (Indian medaka), 7516 nucleotides long. It is a transcript of the gene cadm2a, whose product is annotated as cell adhesion molecule 2a. The transcript is spliced from 11 exons. Lineage: Eukaryota; Metazoa; Chordata; Actinopteri; Beloniformes; Adrianichthyidae. The coding region runs from base 511 to 1821 and encodes 436 amino acids. The record is from RefSeq and is a predicted model, not a curated record.
CCUCCUCUUAGUCUCCCUCUCCAUGUUCUCCUAAUCUCCGCUCUGAUUGGUUCCUCCUUGGUGUCAGUCACAACGCAGAGGGCGGGACUCAAACAAUCCACUCGUGCUCCCUGAGCUGUGGUCCGUGCUCCACAGCAGAGCAGCAUCAGGACAGGCAGUAGUCCGGGACCGUAGAUCCGCUUUCUCCUCCUCGGACGGCUGUGCUCAGUCCCCCGGAGGUGCGCGCUGGCUCUCCCAGAGUUCCCCCCUCCCCGACCAGAGUGCGCCACGCGCGCGGAGCGUUCCUGAAGCAGCCCUCCAGCUGCGACUUCUCGCUUCUGUGGAGCAAAGCGGUUCCCAUCCCUCCAGCAGCAGAAUCGCCCCUAAAACGGCUCUCGAAGUCGGUGUGAGAGAAGCGCUCUCCCGGGUCCACCUGGAUAGCUGAAGGAAGCCGCGCGGUCGGUCCGGUUCGAGGUCCAGCGGGGAGGAGAAGAGGAGCACAAAAAGAAGGAAAAGAGAGAAAAAGGCAGGAUGAAUCUGAAGAAUCGCUUGAUUUUCACCCUCUACACCAUCCAUGGGAUUCUUCUGAAAGUGAUGGCUUCAAAAGGCAGAGUUCAAGGUGCCAGCGGUCAGUACCCUCUGGUUCAGAAUGUGACCGUUACACAGGGCGGGACGGCCAACCUGACCUGCCGUGUGGAGUACAAUGACAACACCUCCCUCCAGUGGUCAAACCCGGCACAGCAAACCCUCUUCUUCGGGGACAAGAAAGCUUUGAGAGACAACAGGAUUGAACUAGUGCACGCGUCGUGGUCGGAGUUGACCAUCAGCAUCAGUGACGUCUCGCUGUCCGACGAGGGCAUGUACACCUGCUCCCUGUUCACCAUGCCCGUCAGAACAGCCAGAGCCUACCUGACCGUUCUGGGAGUGCCAGAGAAGCCAGAGAUCAACGGCCUGAAAAAGCCCGCCGUGGAGGGGGACUAUAUUACGCUGACCUGCAUCACUCAGGGCAGCAAGCCCGCUGCCGACCUGCGCUGGUUUAGGGACGAGAAGGAGGUCAAAGGUGCUAAAGAGGUGAACGCAGAGGGGAAGACCUUCACAGUGCAGAGUUCCCUGCAGCUGCACGUGGACAGGAACGACGACGGCGUGGCGUACACCUGCAGAGUGGACCAUGUGGCGCUAGUGCAGACACCGCAGCAGGCCACCGAAGUGCUGGAGGUCCAGUAUGCCCCCCGUGUGGAGAUCAUCCACUCCCUUGAAGUCCCUCAAGAGGGCCAGUACCUAAAGUUGGAGUGUUUAUCCAAAGGAAACCCAUCGCCGGAUCCUGUGAUGUGGACGAAAGACGGAGGUGAACUUCCGGACCUGGAAAGGAUGAUUGUUGACGGGAGGGAGCUCACAUUCACUUCGCUCAACAAGACGGACAACGGCACCUACCGCUGUGAAGCCAGCAACCACCUGGGCAGGAGCAGCGCUGAAUACGUGCUCUACGUGUACGACGUCCCCACCACCUUGCCUCCAUCCACCACCCCCUUCCUCCAUCCUAUCCCUCCAGAUUCCACUGCUCAGUUAAGCACCCACGCCUCAGACCCCACAGACAGCAGAGAUCCAAACGCACUGGGACAGCAUGGCACCGACCAUGCCCUGAUCGGAGGAGUGGUGGCGGUAGUGGUCUUCGUCACCUUGUGUUUAAUCAUUGUUCUGGGAAGGUACCUGGCCAGGCAUAAAGGAACGUAUUUGACAAACGAAGCCAAAGGAGCGGACGAUGCGCCUGACGCCGACACAGCCAUCAUAAACGCUGAGGGUAACCACGCGCAUGCAGAGGAAAAGAAGGAGUACUUCAUUUAGACUGCAGAGGGCGCCGUCCAGCGCUCGCCCUCUACUCUCUGUCCUUUAGUCUCUAUAUCUUCUCUUCUCUCUGGCUGUCCCCCACCUUUUCUCCUCACUCUGGCCGACCCUUCUUCGAGUCAGUGAGAAGCCCGCAGGCAGAGACGUUCACCAUGGGUGUUUCUAUGAUUUCACGUUCUUUUUGAUUUGUAUUAUUUUGUUUUUUAAAUGAUGUUUUUUAAAGGUUUGCCGUUACUGUUGAAGCUCUCACUCUUCUUAAAGUUUUUUUUUUUUUUUUCCGUCUUUUCAUGUAAAUACUUGGAAAUCUGUAUAUCUCAUGACAGCUUUUUACAUGACCCCUCCCCCCGCGUCGUCCACAUUCAUGGGUUUCAUGGAGAUUCAGGCCAAGCACACCAACACGCCGUCAUAUCCCGUGUCCACACACGUCCACAAACACAUAUCACAUCAACACGGUGCCUAAAAGAAACACAUCGAAUUUCUGUCAAUGCCUUGGUUUAUUGUCUGUCCGUAGCGAUGUAAAUGCUUUGUAGGUCAUCUUCAUUGCUUGGCCCUCAGCUUUCGAUUUUUUUUUUUUUUUUUGUUGCGUUUGAAAGAAAAUCUGUGCUGUUGACGCCUUACGCACAUCCAUCACGUGAAAACGUUUUCCAUGGUCCAUUCCCCAUUUGCCCCAACCCCCUCCUCUAAAUAGUGAUGGUGACGCUCCACCGCUUGUAAGAUACGAAGAAGGUUUUUGUGGAAAACACCGUAGCAAGAUUCUUUUGUCAGAUACGUGUAAAAUAUGAUUCUUACCGUUAACAGUAGGAGUAACGUGGCAUUUGUUUAGAACAGAAAAACACACACCAAAAAAAUAUACGUACAAAAGCUAAUAGCUAAAGCCUUCCACCAACUCAAACACAUGUAUAAAAGCGUUUUCUUGAAUUUUCUGCUGUAUUUGUAUUUCUGCGCAGGCUUGCAGUUUAGAGAGACGGCCUUUCAGGAUACUAUAGGUUUUGUUUAGCAUUAAAGGUACACAAAAAUAAACCACCAUAGUUUUCUAACGUCCAAAAGUUAUGGGGAUUUUGACGAUCUACUUUUUCGGUCACACUGAAAUAAUUUCAGAGAACUCGUGAAACGCAGGGAACUAUCUGGUGUUACUCAAAAGCAGGGGUGUCAAACUCAUUUUGGUUUUACCAAAACUCUUGUUUUGGUAACAUAAUAGCAAAAAACCAAUGGGCUACUUGUUAUAUGUAGCUUUUUUUUUUUUUUUUAGUUGGAAAAAAUGCCUCAAACAAUGUGUUUUAUUUUAGUUUAUAUUAUUAGAGCUAAUAUUAUGAGUAUUAUCUUUUUGUCAACAACAUUUUGGUAAUUGUGGUGUCACAUAAUAAUUUUUAUAAGCAACUUAACAACAGAACCAAACUGCAUUUUACUCAGAUAUAUCACGCGCUUGCAAAGAAAUGCUGUUUUUUUCUUGAUCUCUUGUUCUGACGGUUUUUCUUUCCCUUUGCUUCCCCUAGUGGUGGAAUUGCAUAUUGCGGUCAUUUCUUUAAAUAACCAUAAUUCGCCACAGGAAUGGGCUAGAAACUUGCUUUUUUUUACCCAACAUCCUUAUGUGUUUUUUGCCUUCAUCACUGAGCUGAAUUAAACCAUCUGGCGGGCCAAAUGCGGCCCGCGGGCCGUACGUUUGACACCCCUGAUCUAAAGCUGCCCUCACACCGCGCAUUUAAGUGUUGCGCCUACAAGAACCCGCGUUUAGCGGGUCGCUACCCAAUACUGCCGUAUGUCCACCACCUACACUUGGUCAGCGGAUUUACGUUUUACAUGUAAUGCUAAGUUCACACUGUGCAUGUGACGUGCGUUCUUGAAUCCAUGUUUAGCAUAAGGUGUUCACACUGGACUGUCACUACCCGAUACUAGUGCAUGUAUCUACAGCUGGUAAAGGCUUGGUACAAAUUUUUAAAGAGGGGCAAAACACAUAAAUUGUAGUCCAGGUUCUUUUACAACUCUAAAUGUUUCUGGAUGGGUCCAAACCCGCUUAUUCAUUUCUCCUUCGUGAUAAUUUCUUAAAGGGACGCCAUAGAUACAUCACUACAAAAUCUGAGUCCCUGAUUGGUCAAAGUUCAACCUGGUAUAACUUUAAACACACGUUAAAUGGACGCGGAAUGUUUGAAUGCGGGACUUUUAAAGCCUGCAAUGCAUUAAGCUUGUCACCAAGGGCGGUAUGAGCGUAGCUUAAAACACGAGCAGUUCUGAGUAGAUGUAGUACCAAAAUCUUUUUUUUUAAUAUCAUAGUGUAGUUGAUGGACACCUCUUCUAAUCCUGAGGUGCAGGCAGCUUUCAUUGAUAGGAAAAAAAUCCACCUAUUAUUUUUCCUGAUUUCUACUUUUUUAUUUUUUUUUUAAAUGCAACCUCCUUUCAUUCCGUUCUAUCAGCAAACCGCACUCCCAUUUCUUCAAACACAAAGAAAGUAGAGACAGAAAGAGGUACGAGUGCUGGGUCAUAAAUCUGCAGGGGCUUCAUUUCCAACUUAAAAACUGGAGACAAAUAGAAAAGCACAAGAUCUGUCUGAAUGAGUUACUAUUUCCCUUUUGCCAACAGCUCGAUUGCCUGCAGCGGUAGCUUUCAUCAAAUGGGUAGUGGAAAGAUGACAAAGCUGACGAUGAUUCACUUCGGGAAGGGAAAAAAAAAUCAUUUUUAAACGAAAUCAUGUGUUUGUAUUUUAAAAAAUAAAAGCAAGAAGAAGGAAAAAUGUCCAAUAUUUUGUUCCAAGCUCCCUGCUGUAUAUGGUGUCUUCUAAAAUGUGGUUAAAGUGUGAAAAUUGCUGUUAAAUUCUGGACUCCUGUAUUCCUUCAAAUUUGUAUAUUAGCCACAUUAUCGAUUCGCUUUUUUCCAUUCAUUUUCCAUUGCAUAAAUCUUGUUAGAAGACUUUAAAUCAAGUGUUUUUUUGUUUAUGUGCAAAGCAUGUACAUAAUGUGUAAGAACUAAAUUUUUUAUAAUACACAUUAGCAUGUUUUUUUUUUCUCAGUUCUUUUUCAUGUUUAAUUUAUUUGCACUGAAGUUAUUAAAGACCAACCCACAAUGGAUGGAGGUGUGUUAUAAUAAUUUCACAGAGGAGUAACUUUUACCCCCAAACCCUUCAUGUUCACAGAGCUUAAGCAUAAAAACAUUAAAAAAUGGGGGAAAAUUACAGUGAAUUUUCAGAAUAAAUUUUUGUUAAUAAAAAAAAACACAUCCUAUUCUUUUUUUAAGCCAAUUACAAUUAACAAAGUAACAGAAAGAUACACAGUGAAUGUUUAUUUACUUUUUAAUACAUUCAAAUUUAAAGUAAUGUGGUUGGACGCUCUUGUAAAAGAGCGAUAAAUACCUAAAGGCCUGGAAGCAACUCGCCAAUCUACUUACGGAAAGCAUAGGCAAUAAAGAAAAAGGUGGACCUUGCAGUUUGGUGACCAAUUUACUACUUCAUGCAAAUAAAGUCAGCCGGUAAUGUGUUUUAUGGGUCACAAGUUGAGUUCUACUGGAGUUAAUCACACUGGGAGUCAAAAGGUCACCAUGUAAGUAAGGAGUUAAUUUAAACUUUAGUUUUUUUCUUUUAGUCAUUUCUACCUUAAAUGUUCCAGUUCUUGUCUACUUAUAAAAUGAUUUAACCUAUUUUAUUUGAAGAAAAAAAAAAACAUUUGUGUUUUGAAAUCAAAUGUAAAUAUCUAACACAGCAAUGAGGAUUUUAUUUAUUUUUGUGGCUUUUUUUGACCAAACUGGAUUUUUUUUCCCUUUUCUGUCAAUUUUUUUUUUUUUUUUUGCUGUGGCUGUAUUUUCUUGCCACACUACACAAAGAACUUUUUUUCAAUGUUUUUAAAAUCUUGUUGUAAGUUAUCCCUAAGCUUUAAUUCAUUGUGUCUUGAGUCUUAGCACCUUCUGUUAGCGGUUUUUGGCUAGGUCUUGUUGGCUAGCUCUUUUUAGCUAUUUUUUUUUUCAUUAACUUUAUUGAACAUCAUACAUAUUUACAAAUCACAACAGUAAACAGUCCGUAAAAAAUCAUCAACUAAUUCUAUCUUUCAGAAAAGAGAAUCAAUUACAGUGUUGGCUAGCGCUUGUUGGCUAGCGCUUGUUGGCUAGCACUUGUUGGCUAGCACUUGUUGGCUAGCACUUGUCAGUUAAUUAGCUCACGAUGUCAUUUGGGUAAAAAGUCGGUGACAUAUAACACAAGUUGCAGCCUUUUUAUCAUCAGACAGAAAUACAUUUUCUAGUAGGGUGUGUCUAUUAUUUUCUGUUUUUUUUUUCUUAAAUUUGUUGCAGCAUAGUUAGCUGCACAGGAGCUGCUGCAAAUGUUAGCUAUAAAAUCAAACACAAUCUUGUAAAGAGUCUGACAUUUUACAGAACGGUGGAAACUUUCAAAAACUAACCAAACAAUCAGCUUUUGUAUGUAAAGACCUCCAAAACGCUCUUAAAAACUCAUCAGCUGAUUUUCUCCACUUUAGAAUCUGAAGUUACUUUAGUUGCCUAACUAGUUGAAGGGUUACGGUAGUCCAAAAAAUGUCAACUCUGGAGCUAAAGCUACGAUGGUAAAGGGUUAAACGUAAUGCAUAAGAAUUUAUGUCCACAAAAUGAUUAAGAAUAAAUGCUUUUCGGUCUUUCUAGCAGAUGUUUUCAAUCUAUUUGUGCCUCCUGAAGUUGACGGUCCAGAAAGGAACAGUUAAUCCAGAACGAAAACUUCUCUGAGGACCAUCAGAGAUUUGUUCCUCACAUCACGAUGUUUUCAAAGAUUUCUGUGUGACUGAAAAAAUGGAGGAAUGUGUUAGCGAGAAAAUAAAAAUGUGAUUACAAGAGAAUAACGGUUUGGUUUACUUCUUUUUUUUUUAAUUUGUUGUUGUUUACAUUUCAAGUGCUCUCCACAGGUUGGAUGAAGACCCAUCUUGUCCUGUUAAAGCCUCAAUGUCUUUGCUGUAUAGUUUGGCUUCAGCGCUGUCUUCUUCUUCUUCUUCUUCUGCAAUAUUGACACUGAACUCAAUCAACUCUAACUUUACACUAUCUUUAUAGAUGACACAUUGUGACACAGCUGUAUGUUGUGAUGUGUUUUUGUUUUUAUUUUUGCUUUUUUAUCUCUGUCUUUUGCAUCUCAGGAAUAUGUUUCUUUCUAAGUCUUUGUUUUUCUUCUGUCCUAAAAAUUUGGGAGCACCCUCUCUUUGGCGGUCACUGUAGGUCAACACCGUGUAUUUAUUGAGUUCCAAAUGGCUGAGAUGUUAAUAAAAGUCAUUCCGUGAUUCUUUUGGUAAUUCUGGCACCUCUCUGUUUUUGGAAUAUUCAACUUUCUCAAAUAAAGUCGGAAGUUAUGCAGCAAAUAAUCAGAAAUUCCAAGACCGCUCACGUUUUCUGACAACAAAUGAAAUGUUCAUCUUGUGGCGUGAAACACUUCAGUGUCUUUGAGCUCCGCAAUGUUUUGUUUUUGCUUGUGUACAUUCAACACAAAUCUUUGUGCACAACAAGUGACGGAUUUUAAAGGCACUGCCACUGACUUAAUAAAAAGUAUCCACUUUAAGGCAAGGAAACACCAGGAUUAGACUUAGAUCCAUGGUAGUUCAGCUUCUUGAUUCAUAUUAAUAUGUACAGAGACAGCAGGAUGUGUUUGGAGGUGUUUCUCUCGCAUUGUGUCUGGGGUUUAUUACUCGAUUUAGAGGUUUCUUUGUAUCAUAAGGAAAUUGUUGAAUAAAUAGAUGCCAAAAGA